CACACACACACACUUGAAAGAAGGAGGGAAGGAAUGGAUGUACGUACGUAUGUGCGCGCGCGCGCGCGUGUGCAACACCUAAGCCGCUGCUACUAUAUCAGGAUUUAUUCCGCGUGAAGCUCUAACACUCCACGAACAACGUGUGAUGCUUAUUUUUCGUGUAUUUCCGGUUUUCCGAGUUGGCUAAAUGACAUGCAUUUGGAGAAAGAUGAAGAAGCUGAGGAAGCAGACCGUACGGACUCUCUCUCUGAUCCUGUGCAUGUUCUCCUACCUGCUUGUGGGCGCCGCAGUGUUUGACGCGCUCGAGUCGGAGUCGGAGAGCGCGAGGCGGCGCGUGUCCGAUCAGCGGCGCGCAGAGCUCAAGGCGCGUUAUCGCUUCACGGACGACGACUACCGCGAGCUGGAGCGUAUAGUGCUGCGCGCGGAACCGCAUAGAGCCGGGACGCAGUGGAAAUUUGCCGGAUCCUUUUACUUCGCCAUCACGGUCAUCACCACCAUAGGUUAUGGACACGCAGCCCCAGGUACGGAUGCUGGGAAAAUCUUCUGCAUGUUUUACGCUGUUCUCGGGAUCCCGCUCACUCUCGUGAUGUUCCAAAGCCUGGGUGAGCGAAUGAACACUUUUGUGCGCUUCCUGCUACACCGGGGGAAAAGGUGUCUUGGUUUCCGUCGUACGAGCGUCUCCAUGGAGAACAUGGUCCUCAUAGGCUUCCUGUCCUGCCUGGGCACCCUGUGUUUGGGUGCGGCAGCUUUCUCACACUUUGAAGGCUGGACAUUCUUCCACGCUUACUACUAUUGCUUCAUCACGCUCACGACCAUCGGCUUUGGCGAUUUUGUGGCUCUGCAGAAGACAGGCGAUCUCCAGGAAAGAACUCCAUACGUCGUCUUUAGCUUCGUGUACAUCCUGGUGGGCUUGACGGUGAUUGGAGCCUUCCUCAACCUGGUGGUGCUUCGCUUCCUCACUAUGAACACAGAAGAAGAGCGGGAACGAGCAUCGUUAAGAAGAAAAGAACGCAACUUGGGAUCUCUCGCCAACCAGAACAGCCAUAGCACGCUUUUUUUGCCAUUGGAAGAGGGGACGAGUUGCACUAACCUCAUCCCAUCGCCGGCGAACGAAUUCUACUGUCCACCGGCUCUUCCUCGACCUUCAAGUCCAUCUCGUCGGCGGUCACGUCUCAAUUCUCUCUGCUCUUGCUGCUAUCGCUUUGAUUUGUGCCCCAGCCUCAUUCCAUCUCGACCCGGCUGCAACGUCGAUUCGGUUUACUACACCGCUAUCUCUUAUCGGAUUCACGGAGGUUCCUUCACCAGAGAAAACACAGGAUUUUCUUCACCGGGAAGCACACUGUCUCCUGGACAUAGUUUCAGAGAACUGCCUCGUUUAAGGAGGAAAUCUCUUUGAUUGCGCUCAAAAACAUUAAAAGACACGAUUUACAGAUAUUAAAUGCAUAUAUUUUUGUAGCACACACAACAAUACAAGAUCUUUCACGUGAUGUAAAAUAAUCUACAUGCCGGUACAUGAGCUAAUAAUCUGAGGACAACACAGCAAACCACUCGUAGUAUCUUCCUUCACUCUUAUUAGCAACUUAUAACCUCUCAUAUUCAAAGGAAAAAUGGAUCAUACAGGUCUUACAACAGAAAAGAUGAGCGUCUGUACAUUUUCAGGGUGGACGAUCAGACUUUUUUUUUU
This is a messenger RNA of Tachysurus fulvidraco (yellow catfish), 1684 nucleotides long. It is a transcript of the gene kcnk15, whose product is annotated as potassium channel, subfamily K, member 15. The record is from RefSeq and is a predicted model, not a curated record. Gene Ontology annotation, molecular function: potassium ion leak channel activity. The transcript is spliced from 3 exons. Gene Ontology annotation, cellular component: membrane. NCBI's taxonomy places the organism in Eukaryota, Metazoa, Chordata, Actinopteri, Siluriformes, Bagridae. Gene Ontology annotation, biological process: potassium ion transmembrane transport; stabilization of membrane potential. The coding region runs from base 188 to 1396 and encodes 402 amino acids.